This is a messenger RNA of Diabrotica virgifera virgifera (western corn rootworm), 1630 nucleotides long. RefSeq lists its product as uncharacterized. Bases 118 to 1590 code for a protein of 490 amino acids. Gene Ontology annotation, cellular component: Holliday junction resolvase complex; nucleus. The transcript is spliced from 6 exons. Lineage: Eukaryota; Metazoa; Arthropoda; Insecta; Coleoptera; Chrysomelidae. The record is from RefSeq and is a predicted model, not a curated record. Gene Ontology annotation, biological process: resolution of meiotic recombination intermediates; mitotic intra-S DNA damage checkpoint signaling; replication fork processing.
CUAGACAGACGAUCUAACUAACCUCACUUUUAUAAAUAACAAUACAAAAAUAAAAACAAACUGAAGAUUCUGAAAAAGAACGAAAUUCUGAAUAAAUUAGAGGGCAUUAUUAAUUGUAUGAUUGAUAUGAAUGAAAAAGAAAUUGAUACCUGCUCACUAAACAGCAACGACAGUGAUACUACCAUUAUAGACUACAGUAUUACAAAAGAUAAAGUAAAGAACAUAUACGAUUUAUCUGAAUUCGAGGAAUGCGAACCUCAUGAAAGACGAUCGCCUAGUACCUCACCAUUCCAAGAUGAAUAUGUUCCUGAAAUUGCAGAGUACACUUGCACAAGCCAAAAUGUUCUACGAACCGAAAAACUAUCACCUAGUACCUCACCUUUCCAUGAUGAAUCUCAUCCUCAAAUUGCAGCAUACACUUAUACAAGCCGAAAUGUUCAAGAAACAAUUAUAUUAUCUAGUGAUGAUGAGUCUGAAUAUAACAAAAUUAAUGCUGAGAUAAUCCUUAAACAUAAAAAUAGCACUGACUUAGCAUUAGAAAAAGAUAAUACAAUUUUUGAAAUGCAAAAUUUUGAUCUUAUAGAAAACGGUGAUAAUCAAGAAACACACACAGAUAGCCAAAAGAAAAAGAGAGGUCCAAGGAAGAAAAACACUGAAAAUGACAACGAUGGUCCUACAAAAGAGCCAUCAUCGCCAAAGCAAAAGAAAAAGAAACUAUCAGAAAAAGAGAUUAAUCUAAAAAAGGUUCAAAAAACCAUUCAAAAGCAUAGUCGAGACCCAGAAAAAUCCAUAGAGGAACUAACACUGAACAUAGAUCAAUCAAUUCUUAAUAACAUAGAAUAUGGAGAAAGUAUCAAAACUUAUUUAGAAGACAAAGGUAUUCCGUAUGUAGAGAAACCUUCUUCGCAAGAUUUGAUAUCUUGGACAAGAAAAGUUGAAAAAAUAGAAGAUGAGGAAAUAAUUGAAUUUGAGAGCCAAGAGGGACACUAUAUGAAAAUUGUAACACCUGCACAAUUCGGGAACUUAAUUCCAAUUAUAACAAGUCUUAAGUCCUCUACAAACUUUGAUCAUCUCACGAUUCUUGUUUAUGGCAUUGGCAAGCCUACAGAUAAACAGGAAUUGGAGAUUCUGGAAGCAGAGAUGUUCUUCCCGACAUUUUGGAAUUUUGUACGAACCAAGGAAGCUGUAGCUUCAUUUAUUUACAUGGCUACCAAAGCAGUUUCGUAUUAUCCUUAUAAGGCAGAAAAGGAGGAGAAAGAUAGACAACAAAAUGAAUACUUCAACGAUGUCAACAAAGAUGUGGUAAAAGUAGACAAAAACGGCAAUGGAUUGAACAGAUUGUGGCGUCAAAUGUUGACGAAAUUUCCAUUAGCUAGAUUGGAGACAGCCGAGGCAAUCACUACAGUGUAUCCCACAAUGUCAUCGCUAUGUCAGGCUUAUGAGACUAGCACUGAGCCCGGUGAAGUUUUAGUGCAAGAUUUACCUAUCAGGAGAGCCCAAGGUCCACUAGCAUCAGUAAGAAAAUUGGGUCCAGAAUUUAGCAAAAAGUGCCAUAAUUUUUUUAUGUCCGAGAGCAAUAGAUUGUUAUGAAUGAAAAUAUGUAAUUUGAUAAAUAUAAAAUUGAUUUUAA